This is a messenger RNA of Drosophila persimilis, 1023 nucleotides long. RefSeq names its product cysteine and histidine-rich protein 1 homolog. The record is from RefSeq and is a predicted model, not a curated record. Bases 1 to 1023 code for a protein of 340 amino acids. NCBI's taxonomy places the organism in Eukaryota, Metazoa, Arthropoda, Insecta, Diptera, Drosophilidae. The transcript is spliced from 3 exons. Gene Ontology annotation, molecular function: zinc ion binding. Gene Ontology annotation, cellular component: nucleus.
AUGUCGAAUGCCAACCCCAAUGACAACAACAACGAGCAGCCCCCAGCCGCCAAGAGGCAGCGAUUGUCAGAUGUUGCAAGUAAAGAUGAAAGUACUUUGAAUGAGAUUUCGACUACUAUGGACAGCAGUGAGGGUGAGGUCGGCGGGUCCUCGGGUGGUGGCGUCUCCGAUCUUCGUGAGCGACUGCAUAACAUACUGGUGUGCGUUGUGUGCCGCGAGGUUCCACAACCACACGACUUCUAUCAGUGCAGCCAUGGGCAUAUCAUGUGUGAGGAUUGCAAGACCGCCGUUCUGGCUGUUGCCAUCUUCAAUAAAACGCGUGCCUGCUGCCCAAGUUGUCGAUCGCUCAUUAGAAACUACGAUCAGGAGCAGAAUCUAGUGGUGCGCCAGACCCUCUGGGAGCUACCCAUCAGCUGCCCCAGCUGCAAUGACCAGUUCUCAGAUAGGAAAGAUCUCUCCAGACACUUGGAGUUCGUUUGUGAGGGGCGUGUGGUUUGCUGCAAGUACCACUGCGUGGGCUGUUCUUGGAAGGGCCCCUACAAGGACAGCGUCUCACAUGAUUCCGACUGUGGGUUUCCCCAGAAGCAGGGAAAGGAGAUCCUAGAUAUGCUGCAUGUCGAGGACAGGGAGCUUGAGGCCCAAAAGCCCGUGUUGCAGCUCCAUCGGGUGCUGAGUGCUAGCCGGGUGGAAUUUUUCACCUUGAGAAUGAAGUGGAUACACCGCUCAGAGGGUUUUGGAGAACCAGAACUCGUCUGCAGCAUACCUCUGAUGAUCUCUUAUCCCGAUCCCCACAGACGAUUCGUGCCUUUGAGGAGGAUUGGGUGCUGCGUCUACAUGCCGCAGAGUGUCUGCAGCGCCAAGCAGCUGCACGACAUACGCCCGCGUAUCUACCGCCAUAUUUUCGAUUCAACCGGCAAGUGCGCAAAGCGCCAGGAGCUUCCCUUGGCGGGACCUCAGGCCCUGUACCGGCUAUUUGCCAUGACCCGGAUCCAGCUCCGUUUGUGGAUGUUUUUGCAUUAUUGA